GCCUCACGCAGGUAACCAAGAUAAGAACCACACAACAGGGACCACACACCUCAUAAAGAGUGACACAGAUGUUUUGGGCCUCUGACUUCUUUUGGUAAAAAUGCCCAAAAGUGACACUUGGCCGGGUGGGACUGAAAUGGAGACAAUGGACAGUGCCAGCAGCUGGGACAGCGUUGUGAGUGGCCAUUCUGCUUUUAGUGACGACAGUCUAGAGCACUUGUCUGCCGAGGAGAAAGCCUGUCUCAUGUUUUUGGAGGAGACCAUCGAGUCUUUAGACACGGAGGACGACAGUGGAUUGUCCAAUGACAAAGUGGACGUCCUGCCUGGCAACCUUACCUCCAGACUGGCGGACCUGUCAGCCUCCAUGAGCAAAGGCAAGCUCAAUGGUUUGCAAAAGCACAACUCUCUGGAAACAAUCAAGGAAAAAGUUGAGUCCAAGCCCAUUCAGAGCUACCUGGUUCCAACACCUUUUGUUUUGGCAAGCAAUUCCAGUUGCUCAGAACUUAAUGCCAAAGCUGGUGUCCAGCUGAAAAAGAAGAAGACUCUUUCAUUCAGCGAAAAUUGUUGUGAGAAGCCUGCUGGAUCUCAUGUACCCUUGGAGAUGAAUGUUGUGGUCCCUCCUGCAACCAAACCCAAAGACUCAGUGAGGACAGCUGAAGGUCCUUUGCCUAGAGGACCUCUAUCCUACGAUGCCCUUGUUUAUCUGCGGAGGAGCGCUUCCACAAAGAAAACACCUUUAUGUCCCACAGUAGAUCACACUAUAGACUUGGUGAAGUGUCCUCCGGUCAUCUCAGAACGUCCAAACCUUCGAAACAUGGUAAAGUCAGACAGAGCUGUCUCAGAGACAGGCAAAUUUAAAAUGGGUCCACCACCUGUUGCUCCGAAGCCAAAAAUAAUUCCUUCCAAUGGAUCAAUGAAGACACAAAAUGAAGCAGCCCCAACCUCAAACCCGUCGUAUAGUAUCAAGAAUGCAACAGAUCCCAAAGUUGUGAGACUGGAAGCUUUGCAGAAGCUAGGCCUCCUCAAAGACCAGCAGCCAGAAAAUGUGUCAGCGGCCCGACUGGAGCUGCCAAAAUGUCAUCCUUCUGUUGAUCCAAUGGGCAACAGAUUUUCAAAAGGUUCUAUGAACAUUAGCCCAUCAAGAAGCCCUUCUUUUUGUCAUGCUCAAGUAGCCCCAGGGCCCAGGAACAAGGGGCUGCAAAGUAGUGCUAGCUUCCACCAUUACCCACUUUCUUAUCCCAGCCAACCUAAUAAGUUGAAGGCAGAAGGUAGUGUAGAGUUUCCCACUGCAAAAGUCAACCUAAAAAAUGAUCCUGAACCACGACACAAAACAGCACCUCAGUCGGAGAAACAAUCUUUUGGGGCUCGGCAGAUUUCCCAAAAACCCUCAAAUGCUGUUGCAUACACAGUGAUGAUGGUGCCUGGAAUGGGAGCGGACAGAAAAGAGGCUCUCAGGAAGCUGGGACUGCUCAAAUACGAACACAUGUAAGCAGCAGAGGUCUUCCCAAGUUGAAAAGCAUUGUCAGCUCAAGGGAGUUAGGGCAUUAAGACGUUACUUGGCACUCUGAUCAAGAAAAGGAGAGGGUGAAGAACUUAAAGGAGCAGCUCUUUCCUUUCUAGAAACAACAAUAUCUAACUACAGUUUAUCCAAAAACCUCCUGUUCUGUUGUACUUCAAAGACGACCUGUAUCCCCAAAUUGGUUUGCUUUAGUCUUUCUUUGAUGUUUUACGGUAUAUUUUAUUUUACAUACUAUACUGUAGUUUGUUGGUUGAUGCUGGAAAAAAAGUAUAGCACACCUUUUAUUUACUACUUCUACCAAAUGUUCACAGGACUUGCUUGAGAAAUUCAGGGUUCACGUGUGUGCCUAAAAUCGGAUGCAAGACGUAAAGAUUGCAACUGGUAAUCUUUGUAAUUUUAUGAAAGCAGUAGAAAUGUUUAGAACUCUUGUUCCAACAUAUUUGGCUUCAUCAUCUGAUAUCCUUCACACUGAAAAGUAAUGGUCAUUUUUACCUUCUCUUUUUUCACUCAUGCUCAAAAAUAAAAAGUUCUGAAUGCA
This is a messenger RNA of Dunckerocampus dactyliophorus (ringed pipefish), 2057 nucleotides long. RefSeq lists its product as uncharacterized. The transcript has 4 exons. The record is from RefSeq and is a predicted model, not a curated record. Lineage: Eukaryota; Metazoa; Chordata; Actinopteri; Syngnathiformes; Syngnathidae. Bases 101 to 1489 code for a protein of 462 amino acids.